Messenger RNA from Xylaria bambusicola, 852 nucleotides. RefSeq names its product ASF1 like histone chaperone-domain-containing protein. The record is from RefSeq and is a predicted model, not a curated record. Gene Ontology annotation, biological process: DNA replication-dependent chromatin assembly; nucleosome disassembly; nucleosome assembly. Lineage: Eukaryota; Fungi; Ascomycota; Sordariomycetes; Xylariales; Xylariaceae. The transcript is spliced from 4 exons. Gene Ontology annotation, molecular function: histone binding. Bases 1 to 852 code for a protein of 283 amino acids. Gene Ontology annotation, cellular component: nucleus.
AUGUCGGUCGUUUCACUCCUUGGGGUGAACAUCCUCAACAACCCUGCCAAGUUUACCGACAACUAUGAAUUGGAGAUUACUUUCGAGUGUCUCGAGCAGUUAGAAAAGGAUCUUGAAUGGAAGCUGACCUAUGUUGGCUCUGCUACCUCCGAUCAAUAUGACCAAGAGCUCGACUCGCUCCUCGUUGGGCCUAUCCCUGUUGGCGUCAACAAGUUUGUCUUCGAAGCAGAUGCCCCGAAAACGACGCGCAUUCCGGAUGCAGACAUACUCGGUGUUACUGUCAUCUUGCUGACUUGCUCCUACGACGGCCGCGAAUUCGUUCGCGUCGGCUACUACGUAAACAACGAAUACGAUUCCGAUGAGCUCAACGCAGACCCUCCCGCCAAGCCUAUCAUCGAGAAGAUCAGACGUAACGUUCUUGCUGAAAAACCGAGAGUCACACGUUUUGCCAUCAAAUGGGAUUCCGAAGCUUCUGCCCCCGCCGAGUUUCCACCGGAGCAACCCGAAGCUGAUCUUCAAGCUGACGAGGAAGAGUAUGGAGCUGAAGAGCUCGAUGAAGACGUCGAGGAUGAGGCCGAUGGCGUUGCGGAUAAGGCUGGCGAGAGCAGUGCUGUCGCUGCUGAUGGUGACGCUGAGAUGGGCGGCGCCGAGGAGGCUGGAGAGAUUGGCGGAGAAGAUGAGAUGUCCGAGGAUGGAAGCGUCGAUCUCGAGAAUGAAAGUGACGAUGAAUUGGAGGAGGAUGUAGAAGGCGAGGCUGGUGCUCAAGGCGAUGUGGCGGGUGGUGAUGAUGCCAUGGAGGUGGACGACAACAUGCCUGAUGCACCAAACCAGAAGGGUGUUGCAGCUCGCUAA